This is a messenger RNA of Clupea harengus (Atlantic herring), 5080 nucleotides long. It is a transcript of the gene ncoa4, whose product is annotated as nuclear receptor coactivator 4. The record is from RefSeq and is a predicted model, not a curated record. Gene Ontology annotation, biological process: response to hormone; intracellular iron ion homeostasis. The transcript has 10 exons. Gene Ontology annotation, molecular function: transcription coactivator activity. Lineage: Eukaryota; Metazoa; Chordata; Actinopteri; Clupeiformes; Clupeidae. Bases 1388 to 3367 code for a protein of 659 amino acids.
CAUAUUACCAGACUUUACUUAGCUGAGAUUAGCUUGCUAACAUGCUAGCCUAGAAGAGCAGCUAACAUUAGCUAUCAAAUUCGCUUAGCGUUCAGAAAGCAGACGUAGCUAGUUUAUAGGUUAAAAGUCAGUGGUGUGGAAAUUUGGUAAUGUUAGCGUUUCAUGAGUCUCAAUGGAUACUUCUUUAGUAAUGUUUGUUACUGACAGAAUGUAACGUUAACGUUACAGAAGUUAACGUUACUUAAUACAAAUGUUAACCAACCUAGCGACUUAGCUAGCUACGUAGUUACAGCAUUGAAGGGUAUUAACGAUUUACAAACCUUUAAUGUUGACAUUAGUGUGGAUUCAGUUGCUUCAAAGCAAUCUCUAGCAUCUCUGUAAAAGGUAUUACGUUGUCACUGAGCACAAAUGCAACAAAUGCUCAAAUAGAUGGCCUUUAAUCUUAGUAACAUGUGGAUAAUGACUAAACUAUUUGAAAGAAAAUGUAUUGCCGAAUACCAACAUGAAAUAGUUUGUACGACAGAUAAAAUACUAGUCGUAUUUGCCUGUGGGAUUCAUUGUAGUUGUUUUGAUGCGUCCAAACACUCUUACAUUAUGCAAAUUGAUGCUUUUUUUUACGGCCAUGCAUGCGGCUCUCCCUUGUUGAUGGCAUUUGGUUAUACAUUUUCAUGGCUUGUAUGUAUGGUAUGGGCUUUUGAUUUCCAAAUUAAAUGUGCGGUUGUCUAUCUACUUGCCUGUGUACUAGUAACUCAAUAAUGCGUCAGGUACGGGAAAAGACGUUUUUUCCCACGGUCAAACACACUCUAGAACUGGCUCUCAUUUCUUGAUGGCAUUUAGUCAUAGCUAAUACUUUCAUGACUCGUGUUAAGGGUUCUAUGGAUUUGCACAUGAAAUGUGUCCUUUAACUGCUCUGCUGAGUUGUUGUAUUCGAAGCUGAUUUGUAUAUUAGUAACACAAGUAUGCGUUGCAGGCUUCAUAGCUGUCAGUUUCCGCUGUUGAGUGCUGUUAAGUGCGGAGUCCACACUUGACACGGUGGUGAACUGAUCAGGGAUCGAUUCAUGAUGACUGAUAGAUCAACAAAGCCUUUGUGAUGUAGUCUAAAGUGGGUUAGCUACAUCAAAGAAAGGAACGAGCGGUUGGAGUUCAAGAAAUUGUCUGAUCCUCUGUUUUCAUUGGAAAGGCAUGGCUGCUGUUCUUGGUAACAGUCCUAAUCUUCCGCUCCUCCGCAGCCUCCUUGCGUUGGCCCCAAGUUGGUCCCCUCCCUCAUAUGCUGUGUACGUGCGGAAUGCGAUAGCAAUGGUGGCGGCUGCCCUGGUUGCGUCACAGCUGAUGACGUCGCAGUGAGCCGUGGAUUGUCGACAGAUAAAAUCAUGAAAGCAAACGACUGAUGUUCAGUGUUUUGCUUUGUGAAGAGGUGGCGACAAAACAAGAUUCACAGUAUUCACUGAACGUUAUUACUUGCAACAAGACGAGGAUGCCUGGUGAGGAGAGGGAGAAGAGUGCCCUAAAGCAGUGCACGCACGCUCGUGCCCAAUUGGAGGAUGCCAUCGCCGGGGUGAUGAAGGCCGAGGCCCAUCUCAGAGACAACUCCAGAGAGGUGAAGUCUCAGCUGCACACCUGUAUCAGCCGUCACCUGGAGUUCCUGCGCUCUCGUGAGGUGUGGCUGAGGGAGCAGAUCGACCUGGUGGAGCAGCUCAAGGCUGAGACCCUGCAGAACCAACUACAGCAGCUCUACUGGCUUCGGGGACAGUUUGACAUCCUGAUCCACCAGCUGGAGAACUCCCACAACAACCACGACCUGGCAAACCAGCUGACCAGCUGCCUGGAGAAGUUGUCAUCUCUGAACUUGAGUCCAGAGGAGACCCCUGAGAUGAGCUUUCAGGCAGACGCUCGAUCCCUGCGCCAGGCCAUCACCUCAUUUGGGACCAUCAACACACAGGAAGAGGAGUCAGUUGUCUCCUCUCCCCCCACACAGAGGCCCAUGUCUUUGGAGAGGCCCUGGUUGCAGCAGAACUGCCCCGUGGCUGCCAAGAAGCAGAAGGUGGAGUCAGAGUGCAGCACACCACUAGCUGACUGGCUCCUGGGAAACAGGCCAGUGACAAAUGCCCCCAUUGGAUACCAGUUCAGCAAGAACACCCAGGAUUGGCUGAUUGCCCCCAAAGAGCAGCCCCAGCAGCCCAGCCACCCCCUGACCCCCUUCGACUUCCAGAAAGCCUGGGGUCAGCUCAAGGACCUGGAGGCGUGGCUUCUCCGGGAGAAAGCACCAAUGAGAGAGCGCGCCAACAGCAGCUCCAGCUCCACCUCCACCUUCUCCAUCGAGAAGAUCGACGAGUCCGACUUCCUCAUGACCGGCGACGAGGAAGAGGACGACACCGAGACCAAAACCGGCCGGGGUGGCUUCGCCGCCGCCUCCGAGGAGCUUGCCGAUUGGCUCAUCAUGUCCGCUCCCGUGGAGGCGGGCGUGACCGAUGCGGACCGCUGGAAGGCGGUGUUCAAGCCGUUCCAGGAGAGCUUCUCCUCUAGCGAGUGGCUUCCUGGCUCCGCCGCUGACUGCGGGUCCUGCUGCGGCGGCGCUACGCACACGCCCACUAUCGAGAUCGAGAACCUGGGCAACCUCAAAUGCCUGAAGACCCCGCCCUCCUCCGGCAACACCACUCCCGCCGCCACAACCCCUGUCGCCGUGCCGACCCCCGCCUCCCCCGUGGAGCUGUGGCUGCAGCGGGCCUCGAGCGCGCAGGUGGAGCAGGCGUGCCGCGCCAACGAGCCCUGCGCCACCUUCGCCCAGUGCGCCUGCGACGACAACUGCGGCAAGGAGGCGCUGGCCGCCUGGCUGCUGAAGAAGGAGGGCCGCGACAAGAACGGCGUGCCCAUGGAGAGGAGCGAGAAGAGCGAGAGGAGCGAUCUCUACCAGCAGCAGGAGCACAAGGUCCAGGCCAUCCUGCAGGCCUGGCUGCACCCUGGGAAAAGCGGGGCGGCGUCCAGCCCCACAGCGUCCCUCUCUAACUGGGUGAUUCCGCACACACCCGCCCCCUCCACCGCCUCCAGCCAGGAGGAGAAGGCCAGCAGGGAGGAGCGCAGCUCGCACUUUAAAGCCCCCGAAACAGAGAGCCCCUUCCAGACCCCCCUCAAGCCAGAGGCCUGGGUGCUGCCAGAGAAAAUGAGCACCCCCACACCUAGUCCCACAGCCCCCCCACAGACACAGGACGCCCCCAGCAGCCCCGACAUGGAGGAGGACAAGUGGCUGCUGCGCAAGAGGGCCCAGGCACAGGAGCGGCUGGCCCUACCCACAGUAUGUGACCUAUUCUCAUGUAUGAAGCUCAGUGGAGACAAAGAGAAAUGGCUUCAUAAAGCACCGAUACAGAUGUGAAAACAUCAGAUUAGCUUCUGAGAGUUUAUUUUUAUUCGUAUUCCUCCGCUGAUGUUCGGAGGAGCCACUGAAUUGCUGACCGCUGAAUCGCACAGACGCAACAUUCUGCCAUCUUUUCUGGCCUUCCAUCCCCACUGCUGUAUGUGGGGGGGGGAUCCUGCUUCAUCUCUCCGUCUCUCCAGUCGCCCCGUGACCUAUGUCCCUCAAGCCCAAAUCUGCCACUGGUCUCAGGCUGUGAUUGGCUGUCUGAUUUAACAUGCAAGCCUGUUGCAUCAUGGGAACUCUGCCUCUCCUGUUCUCUCUGCCUCUUUGUGUGUGUGUGUGUUUUUUUUUUUUUUUUUUUCCUUUUUUUUUUUCUUUUAGGUAAUGAUAUGAGGUGGGAGUUUGGUUUAAGGCCCCUAGUCUUCUGCCAUUUCAUUGGAUGAAAUGUUUCUCUGUCUGAGGGUGAAGAUGAAGGGCAGGGAGGGGGAGGGGAGCUUUGGUAAGGAGAGGGUUGAGGGGAUGGAGGGGUGCUUUGGUAAGGAGAGGGUCAAGGAGGAGAAAAGAAAUCUAUUUAUUUUACUCUUACCCAGAGGACACUAAGGCAGAAGGAGUUGUGCCACACUCACUCACUUGAGUUAGUACCAUCCCAGGAUUUUAUUUUUGUAUUCCCCAUUUUAGUGUUUUUAUUGACUGCAACCCCAAACUCUCUCAUUUGAUUAUUUCCAGUACCUCUCUCAUUAGUCUACAGGACUAUGCUAUGAAGCUGAUCUGCCAGUUGUAAUGCUUAUGAAAUUAAGACAUCAUAUGCUGCUGCUGCUAAUUAGUUAAGCUCCAUAAUGAGGUGUUGUGUUCUAGCAAGUAGGUAGGAAUCAAACCAGACCAUAUGCAUUGUAAUGCCACACAUACGCACAAAUAGAAACAUACACUGAACUCUUACAUAUGUGCCUGUUAGUAGUUGCAUUGCUUUGAGUGACUGAUAAAAGGUGUGCAAGUUAUGUCUUUCUAGAGUGGAACAGUCAAAAACAUGAUUCUAUCAUUCUGGCUGUUUUGUGUACACACACGUGAGUGGGCCGUGUCUGUUUUUUUUUUUUUUCGUUUUUCUUUGGACUUUCUACCAUCAGAUGCUUGGCUCAGUGUUUUUUUUUUUUUCUUCCAAUGGGGCAAACGUCCACCACAUAAUCUAGUACUUAUCAAAUUGAAAAUGUGUAUCAUUAACCACUGAUAUUUCUAUCUGUGCUUUAUACCUUUCACGUAGGCCUCUAUAACACCUGACCAUUAGAUAUUUAAACAGUAGUUAUUUGAGCAACUCUUCAUGCACACAGAAUCUGGAGGGCUUAAGCGCACAUUUAGGUUCUGCAGCGACCUUUAGAGUUAAUGUUCGUUAGAGACCUGGACUUGGUAACUCGGGGAAACAGAAAGGCAAGUGCUUGUACAGCUGUCUGUCUGCGUCCAGCACUCUUGGACCAGUGAAGAGCAGUGUGAACGCUAACCACAGCCUUGUAUCGUGUGUGUGUCUCUCUCUCUGUGGCGACACCUGUGGACAGGUGUGAGUCAGGUGUGGAUACCUGAGGUGAGUUCGGUCCCCCAAGCCCUCUGUUCUGGAGUGUGGCACUAAACGCAUCCUCAGUGGUGCAGCAUAUAAACCUAUCGGCUCUCUUUCUUUUUAUUUUCUGUUUCCCCCCUCACACCUGUACCCUACCCAACUCAUAAUAAAAAACAACUUAAACUGGA